AUGACAUUGCUUAUCAAUCUCCGAUUCUCAAUCAAAUCAAUUAUCACACUUUAAAUGAUCGUUCCAUCAGUAGAGUUCAAGACCAGUAUUGUCUAUUCAUUUCUUUAGAAAACUGUUUAAACCACAAAGGGUUAAGGGCUUCAUCAUAAAGAACCACAAGAGGUACAGAAAAUUGAUUCUAGAGCUCUUAAAGCAGGUAAUCACCAUAAGAGUUUGAAUUUCCACAAGCCACUACUAGUUUGUCAUCUUUCUGGUAGUCAAUACUAGUAAAUUCUGUAUCGCCGUUUUCCCCGCCUUGUACAUCGAAAAAGCCAGAAAAGCAUGUUUACUGAUUAGGAUCAGAUUAACUAAUUAGAGUUAAAGAGCAUUGAUUACCAAAGAUGUAAUAAACUCAAUUGA
This is a messenger RNA of Stylonychia lemnae, 399 nucleotides long. The record is from the annotation of a GenBank genome assembly. NCBI's taxonomy places the organism in Eukaryota, Ciliophora, Spirotrichea, Sporadotrichida, Oxytrichidae.